Messenger RNA from Sorghum bicolor (sorghum), 909 nucleotides. RefSeq lists its product as uncharacterized. The coding region runs from base 1 to 909 and encodes 302 amino acids. The record is from RefSeq and is a predicted model, not a curated record. Lineage: Eukaryota; Viridiplantae; Streptophyta; Magnoliopsida; Poales; Poaceae. The transcript has a single exon.
AUGGAGGUCAUCUUGACUGCCAUUCUAGGUGAAGUUGCCACCAGAUCUUUUUCAUUCUUGAUCGACAAAUACAUGGCAGAAGAUCCAACGACAGAAAGUGUAGAUGAGAUGCUCCAGAGUCUGCAACUGCUGCUGCUUCGUGUCCGCGUCAUCAUGGAGGAGGCGGACGGGCGAAGUAUCACGAGCCAAGCCAUGCUGCAGCAACUGAACAUCCUGAGGAAGGAGAUGUACAGGGGCUACUACGUCUUGGAUUGUUUCAGAGGAAACCAGGACGAGGCAAAAGCAGGUUACAACAACGUGAGCCACUAUUUUACCCUCUCUAAGUUCAGUCCUGCCAAGCGUCUUUUUCUCUCUACUAGUGUUGCUGGUACACCAUGCGUGAAAGAAGUUCAGCAAGUGUCCAAAAACUUGGGUACCAUAAUCUUUCAUAUGAGCGAGUUUCUCGCAUUUCUGAAGAAUUAUCCUCCGCGGUACCGCCAACCUUACUUUAUGCAUCUGAUGAUUGGCCUGAGCAUGUUUGGCCAUCAAAUGGAAAUGGAGAGGGUUGUCAAUUUUCUGAUGCAAACAGAGCCUUGUACCGGAGAAAGUACAGGGGUUCUACCAAUUAUUGGUCCAAAAGCUGUUGGGAAGAGCACUCUUGUUGCCCACGUCUAUAGUAGUGAGAAAAUGCGUGACUAUUUUUCUAGAAUAGUGCUAGUCACUGACGAAGAUCUCAAAAAUAGACAGUUGGCAACUUUGAAGGAUGGAGGUCUGACAAUCCACCGAAACAAUCCGUCGCCCAAUGGGAAGGGGAGGUUGUCAGCAUCGGCACUGGAGGGGACCAAGCGGCACGUGAGCCCAGGAGAAGCGCACGCGAACGUCGUGGCAACGUCAGACUCGGUGGAAACGAGUGGGUGUGAUCUAGGCUAG